AUGACUUCGACCAAUGGUCAGCAAAAGAAUGUGUAUUAUCCUACCAGUCGAGUGAGCAUUUCAGUGGGGACGUCACUGGGCCACGCAGAAACAGAACCUGGACCAGGCUUCUUGUGGAUGAAUUGCAUCCUAAUGCCUUGGACCCCAGAUCUGCCCGCCCUUUUGCACACCCUGCCGAUGCGAAGGGAGCUCUGCAUCGAUGGAAAAGUGUGCAAUUGCGGCGUCGACGGAAAACAUCUCGCUGGGCUCCAGGGAGCGGACAUACACACAAACACACGCGACAAGCAUCGCAACACGACGUCGGAUCCUGACAAUGGCAGGCACGGAGGAGCGUCUCCACCCCGAUCCAUCAGAGAACUAGAGAAACCGUUUGACAUGUUCGAUGCAGACCAUGGCUUCAAGCUGGCCACAUUCAAAACAAACACAGAUGAAGAUCGGGUAGGAAUAGUUCGUGAAAACUCUAUAUGGCCUUUGCAGGAGGUUUUGAAAUUCCAAUCUGGCAGCACUCCAUUACAAGUGAAUGACAUGGUUUCUGUUAUCCGGAAUUGGGAUCUUAUCAAGGAUAGCAUACAUGCGGAGGGAGAGGGAAUUGACUUGAGCGAUGUCAAGUUACAAGCUCCUAUACCCAGACCGACGGGCACUAUCAUGUGCAUUGGGAAAAACUAUUUGGAUCACGUGAAGGAAGUGGACACGUGGAAGACUGAUCCUGGCAUUACACAACCAGAAGCUCCUAAGCAUCCCAUAGUCUUUACAAAGGCACCACAGUCUGUUGUUGGACCUGGAGCUGCUAUUGUUUAUCCUCAUGGGUGGUCUGAUCGUGUUGAUUAUGAAGCAGAGCUAGCGGUGAUUAUUGGCAAGGCUGGGCGGGGGAUUUCCAAAGAGGACGCUUUAAAACAUGUUUUUGGCUACACCAUAAUCAACGAUGUAACUGCGAGAGAAGUUCAAAAGCGGCACCAACAGUGGUUCCUCGGCAAGAGUUGUGAUACCUUUUGCCCCAUGGGACCGUGGAUUGUACCAGCAUCUCAACUAGACGGUCAGAAUCUUGCCUUACAGUGCUGGAUCAAUGAUGAGCUUCGGCAGAACGGGAGGACAUCUCAGAUGAUUUUUUCGAUUGCGGAGCUGAUUGAAACUAUAUCUGUCGGAAUUACACUUCAACCUGGAGACAUACUAGCUACAGGCACACCAUCUGGAGUUGGAUCAGGAUUCAACCCACCACGACAUCUGAAGCCCGGGGACAAAAUUUGCAUUAAGAUUGAGGGCAUUGGUGAACUUCACAAUCAUGUGGAAUGAGCUUGUUUGUUGAACACACUGAGAAUCUCGCUCUAAUCUUGCUUGCCUGCAUUUCAAAUGAUAUUUGAGCUGAUCAACUUUCAUUCAAACCGUGAAAUAGUAAUCUGGACCAAUAAGCCAGGCAAAUUCCGACGUAGUUAUCGCCACAUUUAACCUGGUCAGGAGGUAUCUGCCCAAGCAGCUUGUUCUUGUAUUUUGAAUGUUCAUGCUGGAUGUACUCAAUCCAUACUAGCAUUCGGAAUGCAUUCAGAUGGUAUUCAAAUAA
This is a messenger RNA of Physcomitrium patens, 1555 nucleotides long. NCBI's taxonomy places the organism in Eukaryota, Viridiplantae, Streptophyta, Bryopsida, Funariales, Funariaceae. The record is from RefSeq and is a predicted model, not a curated record.